Molecule: messenger RNA, 333 nt
Organism: Suillus fuscotomentosus
Lineage: Eukaryota; Fungi; Basidiomycota; Agaricomycetes; Boletales; Suillaceae
Exons: 1
Source: RefSeq, a predicted model, not a curated record
GGACUCGAAGUCGUGAGGAUUCAUGCGUUCUUCUCAUUCAUUUAUGGAGGAAAGACUUACCCGUGUGCUGUCGUGCGCUGGUUUAAUAUCAUUGGAGACAUGCCCGAUGAAGAUACUGGCAUGUGGAUGGUCCAUCCGGCCUGCGGCACCAACAAUGCACCUCUCUACAACAUUAUACAUGUCGAUUCAAUCUAUUGUGCGGCUCACCUCAUUCCCGUUUAUGGCAGACAUUUUCUCUGCCACAAUAUUAAUCUACACAAUUCAUAUGACAGUUUUCGAACAUUUUAUGUCAAUAAAUACACUGAUCAUCAUGCUUUUGACCUCGCAUCAUAG